This is a messenger RNA of Venustampulla echinocandica, 546 nucleotides long. RefSeq lists its product as uncharacterized. The transcript has 3 exons. The record is from RefSeq and is a predicted model, not a curated record. The coding region runs from base 1 to 546 and encodes 181 amino acids. NCBI's taxonomy places the organism in Eukaryota, Fungi, Ascomycota, Leotiomycetes, Helotiales, Pleuroascaceae.
AUGUCGGUCAAACCAACAAGGCGUCUAACUCGCCCCGCGCUUUUCAUAACAACGACGCAGAAGAUGCUGCGCGCGGCGCAAAUCCUCUCCAUCCCCGUCUACGUAACGACGCAAAACCGUGCCCGCCUAGGCGAGACCUGCUCCGAGCUCCUCCCCCUCUUAAAUUCCGCCGUCGAGGAUGUCGAUAAAAAAUAUUUCUCCAUGUGGCUCCCCGAAAUAACCCGACACUUCAAAUUCUCCUCUGAGAUUGUCAUCGUUGGUAUCGAGAGCCACAUUUGCGUGACGCAAACGGCAAUAGACGCUUUACGGGAGGGCCAUAAGGUGUAUGUGCUUGCGGACGGAGUUAGUAGUUGUAAUAAGGAGGAGGUGGGGAUUGCGCUUGACAGGUUGAGGGCGGCGGGUGCGAUUGUAACGACGAGUGAGAGUUGGAUUUAUGAGUGUAUGGGGGAUGCCGGGAUUCCGGAGUUUAGAGAUAUUGCUGGGCUCGUGAAGGAGUAUAAUGGGAAGACGAAGGAUGUUCUCGGUACUCUGUUGAGCAAGAUGUAG